Molecule: messenger RNA, 3205 nt
Organism: Branchiostoma floridae (Florida lancelet)
Lineage: Eukaryota; Metazoa; Chordata; Leptocardii; Amphioxiformes; Branchiostomatidae
Product: chitin synthase chs-2-like
Exons: 18
Coding region: 59-3205 (1048 amino acids)
Cellular component (GO): cell septum; cell periphery
Molecular function (GO): chitin synthase activity
Source: RefSeq, a predicted model, not a curated record
GGGCGCAGUUCUCAGCAUCUGUGAGGUGACCGGCCUGUGCCUCCUCACCUUGCGGGUCAUGCCGUCCGUUACCCCGGCUCUCAGCGUGGUCCUCUCCAACGGGAUCCUCUUCGUGCCAAUUGUCAGCCACACAGCCCAAAAUAUAACCGUCCUAUGGAAGCAGAAAAAGAAACGACACUGCCGACGUAUUUCUCGUCUUGUUACGUGCGUGUUCUGUGUUCUGGCUUGUGGGGGACUUGUCGGUGUUUGGUGUUACUUUAGAAAGCAGAAAUACGUGGAAGAAACUGUCGUUUCGCUACUGCUUCUGUCCACAGCUUGGGCUCCAAAGCUUCAAGAGUAUCAGACCGAAUGCCUUCGCGCGUCCAAAUCGUCAAAACCGGACCAUGAUAACUCAAGAUGGAAGGUAGGGAUCUUAAACAAUCUAGUAAAACUUGUGUCUGCCCUUGUGAUACCUGACCUAUUGACGUAUGUUGGACUAACGGAUAUGUGCUCUACCUGGGUUUGGAUCAAGCCAAACCUCUAUGCACACUUCACGAUUGACCACCCGGCUAUGGUCAGUUUUAUCGUGAACGUGACCGCUAGCUUCGCGGGGUACAUCCUGGCAUGGACCGCCUGUGCUUUACGCAUGGGCUUCUUCGGAUUCGCCCUGCCGGCUUUUCUAAGCACUGUGGUUACAGGAAUCAUAUUCGUCAAACCAAUAUGUUCUACCAUGAAUUUCAUCCAUCCCGACACCUGCUUAAUGUUUGAGGGUGAGGACUUCGCGUGGGACGUCGGGGUCGGUCUGGGCUUGCUGCUGGUCCAGUUCUUCACCACCACAUGGUUCGUCAUGAGGAGCCCAACUAUCGUCAUGGAACGGGAAGCACAGCUGUUUUGGCUGCCGGGAUACAACAGCGUGUUCCCCGCCCAGUGGAUGCUGUUGAGCCGUAAGAACAGGAACACGAAGGGGGAGGACUUCACCACACGGAAGAAGACCAAACAGAACACGCACGUCUACAUCUGCACUACAAUGUACCACGAGGCUGAAUAUGAGAUGGAGCAGCUCCUAACAUCAUUACGGGGUGUAGCGGAGAGUCAGGUGGGAGAGCGGACCUUCGAGUCUCACAUCUUCUUCGACGGAGGCUGUAAGCAGGGUCAGCCGUCACAGUGGGCUCUGCAGCUGCUGUCACUCAUGGAUCACACCCUGAAGGACGGCAACAGCAAGGAAAGCAUCAUUAGCCAGUGUACGAAGUACGAGACUCCCUACGGGCUGCAGCUGCACUGGGACCUGCACUAUGGCAACGGGGAGACCGAGAGCGGCAUGAGCUUCAAUAUUCAUCUCAAGGACAACACACUGGUGAAGAACAAGAAAAGAUGGAGCCAGGUGAUGUACAUGUCUUACGUCUUAGACUAUGCAGUGUACUUCAGCCCGAUCGGAGUUGAGUCCAAGGCGAUACCAGACACCGAUAUGAAGACCAACCCUGUACUGGGCCAGGACAGCUUUAACGGACCACACAGAGCCAGGCUCCACAUGAAACGGGAUGCUAACGGUGGGGGCGGGUGGACAGCCGAGGAGUUUAAUGAUUAUCAGUACCUACAGAUAGAUCUGGGAGAAGAGAUGGUGUUCACAGGAGUUAUAACACAGGGUAAGGCAGGCACGAACGAGUGGGUAACCAAGUACCGGCUGUUGUACAUCGACGACGGCGAGCAGUGGCAGUACUACAGGGACAACUCAGGGCAGCCCGUGGAGUUUGCGGGGAACCGUGACGCUGAUACUCCCGUACGUCAGCUGCUGGAUAAGCCAAUCACAACCCGUUUCGUCAGGUUCAACCCCGUCCAAUGGGCCAAUCGGAUCAGCAUGAGAGUGGAGGUGCUGGGAUACUCCGCAGCUGACAAAGACCGGGACAAGUUCAUGCUCGCGACCGACGCAGACGUCAAGUUCUCGCCCCAGUCUGCUAAAGCCCUGCUGGACAUCAUGACACGUGACCCUAACGUGGGUGCCGUGUGCGCGCGGACUCACCCCCUGGGGUCAGGACCCUUGGUCUGGUACCAGAUGUUUGACUACGCCGUGGGACAUUGGUUUCAGAAGGUGGCAAAUAGUGUGCUAGGUACAGUCCUCUGUUGCCCAGGAUGCUUCAGUGUGUACCGAGCGAAGGCCGUCAGAGACGCGUUACCGACCUACGCCACCAAGGUCACCAAAGCUGAGGAGUUCCUUACCAAGGACAUGGGAGAAGAUCGCUGGUUCUGUACACUUCUGGUAGAGAAGGGCUGGCGGCUGGAGUACACGGCAGUGUCCGAGGACAGCACCUACUGUCCGGAGGAGUUUGACGAGUUCUUCAACCAGAGGAGACGGUGGAUCCCCUCAACUGUCGCGAACCAGCUGGAACUGCUGCGGAAAUGGGCGAACGGGCAGAUGAUCAACGACUACAUCUCCAGACUCUUCAUCUUGUAUCAGGGAUUCCUGUUGUUCUCUACCAUGAUUGGACCUUCUACUGUUAUCCUUAUCAUAGCUGCUGGGCUGGAGCUGGUGGUUGGUAACAUCGGAGGCAGUAUCAUCCCUACAGUUGUCAUUCUGUUCCUGGUGUUCGUGGCGUACGCGUUACUCUGUGUCUAUACAACACAGGAAACUCAGCUAAAGUGGGCCAAGAUCCUGACGAUGCUGUUUGGCGUUCAACUUGUAUUUUUUAAUGUUCACAGCUGCCUGGAGUGUCUGAGUUCAUAUUGUGACGAUUGCAAGAUGCUGGACUGCACACCACCGCUAGACUGGACACCGGGGAACGUGACAACGUGGAUCUCGGAGUGUAUUUCCGACUUGGGGACAUUUGCUACCAACAUAUCUAAACAUUUUGGGAGAUACGAUGGAUUCCAGCUGUCUUUGGCAACAAAAAACGAGAUGUGUGAUGAGUUUGACGGUCCAAACGGCAACCAUCAGAUGGAGAGGGACUGUGUGAUCAUUUACACACAAUUCCAGGACAAGAUACAGAAUGCCGAGAAUGCCCCCACCCCCUCUGCCCCUCCAACCAUCCUCCAGCAGCUGCCCCUCCCCAUCAGCGUCAUCUAUUUUCUGGGCCUGGCCGUGCUUUACGUCAUCACCGCCCUGCUACACCCGUCAGAGUUCAUGACCCUGGUGUACGGCUUCGUGUAUCUCCUGAGUCUGCCGUCUGGGUACAUCCUUCUCAUCAUCUACAGCGUCUGUAACAUGACGGAUAGGUCCUGGGGGUCUGCUUGA